GGCAGGUGACUAAGACGGCCGUUUUGUAUAUAUCGCUGUGGAGCGCGAACUUUCCGUCUCGACGGCAUUCACUCGACCCUGCAGCUGUUAUCUCAUCCACAUCCUAUGUCCAGCGCUCUUAACAUCCCCCCAUCCGACGCCACAGUCGAUAUCAAAAUCCUUUAUGCGGCCCUCAUCCGUAUAUCGGCAUUCCCAUUUAUGCACCCUGUGCUCCCGGGACAUGAACGAUUUGUCGCGCCGGCAUAUGUGUUCUAUGUGGAGCAUCCUACGACAGGAAAGAGAGUUUUGUUCGAUCUUGGUGUGAGGAAGAAGCCAGAGACUUCCGCACCUGCUCUGUGGAAGGGUCUGCAGCAGGUCGGUGUCGAAGUCACGGUGGAGAAGGACGUGGCUACUCAGUUGACUGAGGGAGGGGUCGACCUCAGUAGUAUCAACGCUAUUAUUUGGAGCCAUUCUCAUUUCGAUCACACAGGUGACCCCUCUACGUUCCCUGGUACCACCGAGCUAGUCCUUGGCCCCGGCACAAAGGAGCAUUUCUUCCCGCCCUAUCCCGAAAACCCUGAAGCGGUUCUCCUAGCGAGCGACUUCGAAGGACGCAAGAUAACAGAGCUCUCACCAGAAGAUUUUAAUCUCACCAUCGGCGGCUUCAAAGCCCAUGAUUACUUUGAUGACGGGAGCUUCUACCUCCUCGAUGUGCCAGGCCACUGUCCAGGACACAUGGCCGGCCUCGCGCGGGUCACUCCUACGACCUUCGUCUUCAUGGGCGGAGACACCUGCCAUCACCCAGGUCAAUUCCGUCCGAACCCCUUCAUUCAGAAGCAUUUGCCCUGUCCUGCGUCCCUCCUCGCCAACCUGUCGCACGAGCACUUCCCCAAGCACAUAGCUGACCGGAACACUGCUACACCGCUACUUUCGAUUCCCCCGCAGCCACCCACAGUAUACCACGACCCGCCGUCGGCGAUUAAGUCCAUAGAGAAGCUACAGGCAUUCGACGGGAACCCCGAUGUCCUAGUUGUCCUCGCGCAUGACGCCAGUAUUGAGCGUCUGCUUGAGCUCUUCCCCUUCAAGGCGAACGAGUGGAAGGCGAAGGGAUGGAAGGACGCUUCUUGGGACUUCCUGAAGAAAGAUAAUAAAGCCUUCAGAUUCUCUCCGGCGUAAGACAUACCGUGAGGAGGGUGUAAGUCGUGG
Gloeophyllum trabeum ATCC 11539 is the source of this 1185-nucleotide messenger RNA. RefSeq names its product Metallo-hydrolase/oxidoreductase. NCBI's taxonomy places the organism in Eukaryota, Fungi, Basidiomycota, Agaricomycetes, Gloeophyllales, Gloeophyllaceae. The coding region runs from base 106 to 1155 and encodes 349 amino acids. The record is from RefSeq and is a predicted model, not a curated record. The transcript is spliced from 5 exons.